Molecule: messenger RNA, 757 nt
Organism: Prosopis cineraria
Lineage: Eukaryota; Viridiplantae; Streptophyta; Magnoliopsida; Fabales; Fabaceae
Product: replication protein A 14 kDa subunit B-like
Exons: 3
Coding region: 163-483 (106 amino acids)
Biological process (GO): DNA repair; DNA replication; DNA recombination
Cellular component (GO): nucleus
Molecular function (GO): DNA binding
Source: RefSeq, a predicted model, not a curated record
AGCAUCCGCGUAGUAACCACCACGCCCUUGGGGCUCGGGGUACGCGAAACGCCGCCUUCGAGAAACCGCGCUCCCUCCCUACAUAUUAAAGCCCUCCAGGGAGCUUAUUCCCUCUACCCUGGCGCUUUGUUUCGUCACUGCGACUGGCUUCUGAAUCGGAAUAUGGAUACUUCAAAUCCUGCCGUCUUUGUCAAUGGAGAGCUGCUACGGUUUUAUGUUGGACGGAGGGUGAGGGCUGUUGUGCAAGUUGUUCGAUCUGAUGCAGGAGCUAUAAUUGGAAAAUCAACUGAUGAGAAGCAGAUAGUUGUAAAGGGCAUCCCCCCGAGUGCUCUCACGAAUUUUGUUGAAGUUAUUGGCAUAGUUGACAGCGAUAGAUCCAUUCGUGCUGAGAUAUGGACCAACUUUGGUGAUUCAAUUGAUACCUUCAGUUACAAUAAGCUUUGCCAUCUUGCAAAUGGAGAAUUCAAGCACUUGUUCCUAUGAGGUAGGAUAAGAUUUUCUGGUGCUGCAAGGCCCUCUGUAUCUUUUGUAAAACAGCAAAGAGGGGAGACAUUAGAGUUGAGUCAGCGACAGUGUAUGGUAGCUACGCUGUCGAAGUUGGUUUCGGUUAUCUUGGUACAUAAAAUCACCGAUUAUACUAGCUUGAGCUCAUCUUCCGUUUUUUUUUCAUAUAAUUGUUUGUCAUGUUUCAAGUGGGUCCAUGGACUUGUGUCUUUCUUUCGCAAGCUAUGUUACGGAUUAGAUAUUUUGGUACAAA